AUGGCAGGUCAGGAGGUUGAAAACACUAGCUUGGAUCUGUCCGGUGAAGUUCUAAGACUGAGAGCAGAUUCAGGUGGCACCUCUGACGACGCACAGCACCCAAUCUCAAAUAUGUCAAGUGCUUCACCAGAACCCGUCAAGAAAAACUCUAAAGCAUCCACGGGGAAGAGGAAGUACCAUCAAAAAUCACGAGCCGGUUGUUCCACUUGUAAAAAGCGUCGUGUCAAGUGUGAUGAGCAGAAACCACUCUGUGGAAACUGUGUCAAAUUAAAAUUGGAAUGUGGGUAUUUGCACAUGGACCCGGAAGAGUUCGCACCGCCUGAAAAGAAGCCCAAGAAAGUCAAGACAGAGUCGGAACAUAAGAGGAAGAAAGUGAAUACAAACUUCUCAAAGAAGGGAUCGGAUGGAGCUAAAAAUGACGACUUUGCUAGUCAGAACUAUUUGAAUGAGACUUCCUCGACGCGAAAUAGUAGCAUUGGCGAGAGGUCUUUAGAUGGCUUGGACUCUUCAACAACCACACAACAAGCGACACCUUCAUUAACUCCAAGUCCAGCCUCAACGCAACCCAGUGUAGGCAAUCCCCUUCCACGACCCAACAAUCCAAUGGCAAAUAUGAGCCAGGGCCAGCAGAUGAGUAAUCCCUUGAGUGCAUUAUCUACGGGGCUACUAAGUGCCGGAAAUUUGAACAAUUUGAAUAUUGCUCAUUUAGUCAACAACUUGACAGGUAUGAACAAUGGCGGCGAUGCAUCAGGAGGCGGGUUGGGAAAUUUCAUGAAUCUCGGCAAUUUAGCAAAUUUAUCGAACUUGGCAACGUUGGCGCAAUUACCCAUUGAUUUGAGUAAUUUGGCAGGGUUGUUUGGUGGAAGUGGAGCAGGUGGUGGGUUGAUUGAUCAGUUAGCAGCAGCUGCAAUGAAUGGAAAUAGUGGGUUGUCAUUUGAAGGAUUGUUAAAUACACAAACGCAGCAACGACAACAAACGAAUCAAGCACAGUCAAUCCCGAAACAGGAACACUAUCAUUCAAAUUCAUCUGCAAACGGACAUUUUCAACAGCCACAACAGCCACAACAGCAACCGCAACAGCAGCAACCGACACAACCAAUACCCCAACAACAAGAUAUUGAUGACAGUGUGAUAGAAGCCGCAAUCAACUUAGGCGCUCAAGGGUCAGCGCCUUCGCCGCCUUUCAGCAUACCACCAGUCACCCCUUCAGAGUCAACAAUACCGAAUGGAGGAGGUACUCUACCCAAUAUAGCACCCAAUCAAACACCACAGAUACCCUCAUCAGUACCAUUGAACAAUCGAUCAAUGGCACAAGCAAUGAAUUCAAGCAGUUUGAACAUGUUGGAUUUGAAACUUAUGUUCCACUACACAUCGCAAGUGGCCAAUACCAUCACGGGUGCUGGCAUCUCAGAGACCAAUAUAUGGAUCCAUGAUAUUCCAAUGUUGGCAUUCGAGCAUCCGUUUUUAAUGCACUCAAUCUUGGCAUUCAGUGCAACGCACUUGUCACGAACUGAAAAGGGUUUAGAUCAAUGCGUCACGUGUCAUAGGGGUGAUGCACUACGAUUAUUGAGAGAGGCGGUGUUGAACAUUAAUGCCGAUAAUACUGAUGCGUUAGUUGCUAGUGCAUUGAUUUUGAUUAUGGAUUCCUUGGCGAAUGCCUCGUUUCCUUCUUCAACAUCUCCUAAAUCUUUGCCUGCGUCGGCAUGGAUCUUUCAUGUUAAAGGUGCAGCGACAAUUUUGACUGCUGUGUGGCCCUUGACUGAAGCGUCUCGAUUUUAUAAAUUCAUUAGUGUUGAUUUGGGCGAUUUGGGCGAUAUUAUAAAUCAAAAGGCAAAUUUAAACGCGGGAAAUGCUGGUGGCGGCGGUGGAGGAGGAAGCUGCUCUGGCCCCACAGGCAACGGGGGUGAACGGUUUUAUGCAGAUCUUGAAUGUCAUGAUGCAGAUAUUGCCGAUUUGUUCCCAGUUGACAUUGACUCUCCCUAUUUGAUCACAUUGGCAUAUUUGAACAAGUUGCAUAAAGAACGGUACAAGUCUGAUUUCAUCUUGCGUAUAUUUGCCUUUCCUGCAUUGUUGGAUAAACAAUUCAUGUCGUUGUUGAUGUCGGGAGAUGUCAAGUCGAUGAGGAUCAUGCGAUCGUAUUACAAGUUGUUGCGGUCAUUUACAAUGGAGAUGAAGGAUAAAGUAUGGUUUUUGGAAGGGGUUGCGCAAGUGUUACCGCUGAAUGUAGAGGAGUAUGCAGGUGGUGCAGGUGGUAUGCAUAUGAUGAUGGAUUUCUUGGGAGGGGGCCCUGAUAUUGUUGAUGACUACGGGAAUGAGUUUCAAAGUGGUGAUGAUGGAGAGGAGGAGGAGGAGGAUCAAGAGGAUCAAGAGGAUCAAGAGGAUCAAGAGGAAGCAGGGUAUAGAGACGCAAAUGGGGCAAGUGCUAAUAGCAACAUCAAGGGCAGCGGUGUUGGUAGUAGCACAAACAACGGUAGCACGUCGGCCACUACUUCAACAAGUGCCAAACGAGCAAAGGUUAGGUUGAAAGAAAUGACAAAUACAAACAAUUUACCAAGUGAUAUUACUAGUGAGUUGGAUAUAAUGCAGGGGGAUCAAGAGUUUAUUUAA
Lodderomyces theae is the source of this 2607-nucleotide messenger RNA. RefSeq names its product Upc2p (gene UPC2). Gene Ontology annotation, molecular function: DNA-binding transcription factor activity, RNA polymerase II-specific; zinc ion binding. The record is from RefSeq and is a predicted model, not a curated record. Gene Ontology annotation, biological process: regulation of transcription by RNA polymerase II. The coding region runs from base 1 to 2607 and encodes 868 amino acids. The transcript has a single exon. Lineage: Eukaryota; Fungi; Ascomycota; Pichiomycetes; Serinales; Debaryomycetaceae.